This is a messenger RNA of Micropterus salmoides (largemouth bass), 828 nucleotides long. RefSeq names its product multimerin-2-like. Gene Ontology annotation, molecular function: protein binding. The coding region runs from base 115 to 795 and encodes 226 amino acids. The record is from RefSeq and is a predicted model, not a curated record. The transcript is spliced from 5 exons. Lineage: Eukaryota; Metazoa; Chordata; Actinopteri; Centrarchiformes; Centrarchidae.
UGUGUGUGUGGUGGGAAUGAGUUAUUCAAACAGAUUUUGCAGCAGCAGCAGCAGGUGGACUUUGUGCCAGGCUUCCGUGUCCAGCAGACAGCGUGUCCAGCUCUCAGCAGGAAGAUGAGCUCCACCAAGAUAUGUUUUGUUUUUGUGAAUGUGUUGGCUCUGUCGGUAACCCGUUUGGUUGAAGCAGGCCGAGUGGAAUUGGUCCCCCGUCAGACAGCAGCCACACAACAGGGGGGCGCUGUUCUUUUUUACGUUGCCUACCAGGGACAGCUGAGAGAAAUCUUGUUUGACCCGAUCAUCUUCAACCACGUGUUGGUGAACCAGGGCUCCGCUUACAACAAUGCCACGGGUGUGUUCACCGCGCCGGUCGCUGGCAUCUACCAGUUUGUGUUUGCUGCCCAGCUCUGCCGCGGAGACCACAACAAUGCAUGGCACUUCAUGGUCAACAGGGAAAAGAGGAUGAUCUGCCAUGCUCAGGUGGUUGGGACUGACACAACCCUUAACACCUGCUACACAAUGGUGCAACUGAAGAAAGGUGACCAGGUGUGGGUGAGGCAGAAAGAAGGGAGUUGCGCCUGGGCCAGCACUAUCUCCAAUACCAUCACCUUCUCUGGAGUCCUUCUGGCAAGUGAGGGUGUGUCCAUGCUGGGAAAGAAGCAUGGCUCUGGCAGCUCCUGUCCACUGCCCAGCCUGGGCCGCUACACGCUGUCCAGCUCUGCAGGCCGGAGUGCUAACAUGUCUAUUGUGGCCAUCGCUCUGCUCUCUCCUCUGGGAUUAAUCCUGGCAAAGUUAUAGAUACCUAUAAUACAGUAUAUGUGCGAAAGCCUU